AUGGAUCCGUCGACUCUCAAGGUCACGGAAUUGAAGGCGGAGCUUAAGAAACGCGGUUUGGCUGUUGGUGGAUUGAAGAAGGAUUUGGUGGAGAGACUUACAGAGGCUAUUGAAAGAGAGAACGCUGAAGCUGCCGAGCCUGAAGAAGAAGAAGAGGAAGAAGAAGAAGAGGAAGAGGAAGAGGAAGAAGCUGAAGAGGAGGAAGAAGAGGCGAUUGGAGCCGACGGUGAGGAAGAGCAGGCUGGGCCUGUAGUUGUAGAAGAGAAGCUAGAAGAAGAAACCGUAGAGGAGAAAACAGACGAGCAGGAUGAAGCUCCCGCUGACGCGCCGCAAGAGGCUGGUGAGGAGGAACCUGCAGAGGAAGUUACAGAGCAAGUUACAAAGGAGGAUGAUACACCUGAAGAGCCAGAGAAAGUAGAAGAACCAGAGAAGAUGGAAGAAGAUACUAAACCGGCGAAGGAAAAUAAACAGGAUCCCAAUACUUCUGGUUCUACCGAACAAACCACAGCCUUCGAUUCUACAUUGUUGGCCGAUAAGUCGACCGCCAACAGUCUGGAAGACGUUGAGAUGACAACAAUAGAAGAAACCAAGCAGCCCGAAGCCGCGGCUGAAGACAAAAUGGAGAUCGAGGAGGCAGAUCAAAAGCCAGCUAAGUCGACAAUAUUGACACACGCACCUACCGUUGAAACAGCUGCCGCGACACCCAUCCCAGCACAAGAGGAACCAAAGCAACCAGAGAACGUCCUUGAACCCAUCACAUCUGCUCCCACACCAUUACAACCCCCUGAAGCCGUUCAAUCCAUCGAAGCAGACCUAUCAAACCGACGAAAACGCUCCAGAUCACCGUCAGUCCGUGUUGACGAAGUUGAAGCAAAGAAGGCACGAAUCCACGAGGAGGUGAUUGGAAAAGAUGAAGUUGCUAUGGCUGAUGCUCCCAUUAUCAGCACCGCCUCUCCAGAACGAGGCCGAAAGUCACCAAGGGAUAGAUCAAGAUCGAGAACUAGAUCAAGGUCGAGGUCUCGUACAGAAUCACCGUCACAAAGCAGACAACGACCAUCGAUUGUAGCUAGUACCAAGGAUGCUAGAUUCAAAUCUCUCUUCAACAAGGAAGAAGCUUCAGCUGCAAAUCAAGGCAAUACUGGUGCCGCCACUCCACCGCGUUCUGAAGACGAAGAAGAGACUUCUCCAUCGAUUCACCCAGCGACGCGUGGGCUUUAUAUCCGCGAACUCGUCCGCCCACUCCAGGAGUCACAGCUUAAAACACACCUUAUCCAACUGGCUAGCAAAUCUACAGACCCCAGCAACGCGGACCCUUCAACAUUGGAAUCGAUCUAUUUGGAUGGAAUUAAGACACACUGCUUCGCCGUUUUCUCAACCGUACAGGCAUGCUCAAGAGCCAGGAACGGAAUGCAUGGGAAGAUCUUCCCCAACGAAAGGAAUAGGAGAGUAUUGUUCGCGGAUUACGUCCCAGAAGACAAAGUCGACGCCUGGGUCGCUCGAGAGAAAGAGAACCGCGGUGUUAGAUUUGUGAUCACUUACGGCGACGGUGAAGACGGUGUCGAAGCUGUUCAUGAGGAAUUUUCUAGUGGAAAUGGUGGAAAUGGUGGAAGAGGCAGUAUUGGUGGUGCUAGCGGCGGUAAUAGACUUGGAAGCGGUGCUCCACCAAUCGAUGCGCCAGCUGGACCUCGAGGACGAUCAAGCUUUUCAAAUAAUGGACCGGCUGGAAACAACCUUAUCACUGGUGCUAAUUCUGUCCCCCAAGGUGCCCGUGUUGUUGGCCUUGAUGAGUUGUUCUCGAGUACGAAGACUAAGCCGAAGGUUUAUUUUAAGCCUGUUGAUGCAGCUACUGUUAAAGAGAGAAUUGCGAGGGGACCUGUUGAAGGAGAGGUUCGUGGAAGGAGAGUUGGUGGACGUGGCGGCGGCGGCGGCGGCGGCGAUGCCGGUCCCGGCCCCGGAAAUUCAGAUUCUUGGAGAGGUGGAUUUGGAGGUGCUGGAAGGGGUGGAAGAGGCGGAAGAAGAGGUGGAGGGGAUAGUUGGACUAAUAAGGACCGUGAGAGAGAUAGGGAGUUUGAGCGAAGAGAUUGGGUUCGCGAUGGAGGCCGAGGGGAUAGAAGAGGCCCAUUCAGAGACAGAAGUCCAAGGGAUAGACGGUAA
Messenger RNA from Orbilia oligospora ATCC 24927, 2154 nucleotides. RefSeq lists its product as uncharacterized. Lineage: Eukaryota; Fungi; Ascomycota; Orbiliomycetes; Orbiliales; Orbiliaceae. The transcript has a single exon. Bases 1 to 2154 code for a protein of 717 amino acids. The record is from RefSeq and is a predicted model, not a curated record.